This is a messenger RNA of Histoplasma capsulatum G186AR, 807 nucleotides long. Its product is annotated as rRNA-processing protein UTP11. Bases 1 to 807 code for a protein of 268 amino acids. Lineage: Eukaryota; Fungi; Ascomycota; Eurotiomycetes; Onygenales; Ajellomycetaceae. Gene Ontology annotation, biological process: rRNA processing. The record is from RefSeq and is a predicted model, not a curated record. Gene Ontology annotation, cellular component: nucleolus; small-subunit processome. The transcript has 2 exons.
AUGUCUUCCAUGCGGAAUGCCGUUCAACGGCGGCCGCACCGUGAGCGGGCUCAGCCAAGUAGUCGCGAGAAAUGGGGUAUUCUCGAGAAACACAAGGACUAUACUCUCCGCGCCCGUGAUUACAAUGUCAAGAAGGCCAAGCUGCAACGGCUCCGCGAGAAGGCGCGGGACCGUAACCCGGACGAGUUCGCUUUUGGUAUGAUGUCCGAAAAAUCUAAUAGACAAGGUCGCCAUGGUGCACGGGGUUCGGAAGCCGCUUCAAAUCUCAGCCAUGAGGCGAUUAAGCUGCUCAAGACGCAGGAUGCAGGAUAUCUGCGUGUUGUUGGGGAAAAAGUGAGAAGGCAGCUGGAAGGGGCGGAACAGGAGGUCAGAUUGCAGGAUGGCAUGAGUGGCGUACUUCAGGAUGGCAGUGGAAGGAAGAUUGUAUUUGCAAAUUCACUGGAGGAGCAGAGACGGCUACAAAUUGAGAAAGUGGAGAAGAUGGCGGAAGUCAGUGAUGAGGAGGAGGGGGAGGAGGGGUUGGAAGAGGGGGAGACUUCGUUUAGGGAAAAACAGAAAAGGGUCCAGAGAUCGAAGAAGCAGAUUGAAGCUGAGGAGCGGGCUAGAAAGGAGAUGUUGGCGGCGAGGAGAUUGAAGAAGAGAGCCGCGGAGGCACGAAGGAAGAAGGUUGAGGCUCUACGGUUACAGCAUAAAGAGCUUGUUGCAGCAGCGCAGGAGCUGGAUCGGCAACGGGCGAAAAUGGAAAAUUCGGUGGGCGGGGUUAAUAAGUAUGGGAUUAAAUGGAAGAUUAGGGAACGAAAAAAAUGA